AUGGACAUCUUCUCUUCAUACAUUAUCGCAGCUUCUUUCCUCAUCAUAGUUUCAAUUUCUUGGACUCUUUUAAGAGACAAGAAAAAACAUGUGGGUCGUCAUCCACCGUCCCCUGCAAGACUUCCGUUCAUUGGAAACUUGCAUCAACUCGGUUCUCUUCCCCAUCAAUCCCUGGCGAAGCUUGCCAUGAAAAACGGUCCGGUUAUGCUGUUGAAACUAGGUCAAAUCCCUACUCUGGUCGUGUCCACAGCCGAGAUGGCGGAACAAGUUCUAAAGACUCAUGACAUUGAUUGUUGUAGUAGGGCGCCUUCGUAUGGUCCUAAAAUAUUGAGCUACAAUUUGUUGGACAUAUCAUUUGUUCCUUACAACGAUUAUUGGCGAGAGAUGCGGAAGUUAUGUGUCUUGGAGCUCUUUAGCAUGAAAAGAGUCAACUCAUUCACAUCCCUAAGAGAGUUGGAAGUCAAGCAUAUCAUCGAAGAUCUCUCCGCGAAUUAUUUGAAUCGUGAAGUAGACAUGGGUGAGAAGGUAUUUUCCUUGCUCAACAACAUCUUGUGUAAGAUUGCGUUUGGAAAGAGAUAUGAGGGGAAACAAUUUGGCAACAAGAAGUUUGAGGUUGCUAUACAUGAUGCUAUUGACUUGUUGAGUUGCUUUUGGGUGACGGAUUUCUUUCCUAGGUUCGGUUGGAUCAUUGAUACUUUGACGGGAAAAUAUUUUAGGCUCAAGAAGUGGGCAUCGGAUUUCGAUGCCUUUUUAACGAGGGUCAUUGACGAGCAUCUUGAUCCUUCUAGAUUGAAACUCGAGAAAGAUGAUAUCGUCGACAUAUUGCUUAAAUUAUAUAAGGAUGAUAAAACUUCGUUUAGUUUCUCCUUGGAUCAUGUCAAGGCUAUGCUUUUUGAUGUAUUUUUCGGAGGAAUAGACACCUCUUCCAACACAAUAGUGUGGGCUAUGACAGAACUAAUGAAAAAUCCAAGAGUAAUGAAAAAGCUCCAAUUUGAGAUUCGAGCUCUAGUGGGUAAAAACAGUAUGGUUGGACUAGAAGAUUUGGAAAAACUUAACUAUUUAAAAAUGGUGGUGAAGGAAACUUUCAGGCUUCAUCCCCCAUCGACUUUACUAAUCCCUAGGGAGUGCGUUAGGCAUUGCAAGAUUGGUGGCUACGAUGUAUACCCCAAAACAAUGAUAUUUGUUAAUGUUUGGGCAAUAGGUCGUGACCCUAAGAUAUGGGAUAGGCCAGAAGAGUUCUAUCCCGAAAGGUUUGAUGGGGGCGAGGUUGAUUUUAAGGGUCGACACUUUGAGUUGAUCCCGUUUGGUAGUGGUAGGAGGAUCUGUCCUGCCAUAGCAAUGGGCAACACCAACAUUGAGCUUGGUUUAGCAAACUUAUUGCAUUCUUUUGAUUGGGAGUUACCUCAAGGGAUGAUAAUUGAAGACAUUAGCCUUGAAGAAGAAACUGGUCUUACAGUCCACAAGAAGUUACCUUUGCAUCUCGUGCCCAUCAAACAUAGGUGGGAGUAA
Messenger RNA from Impatiens glandulifera, 1509 nucleotides. Its product is annotated as cytochrome P450 71B10-like. The transcript has 2 exons. The coding region runs from base 1 to 1509 and encodes 502 amino acids. NCBI's taxonomy places the organism in Eukaryota, Viridiplantae, Streptophyta, Magnoliopsida, Ericales, Balsaminaceae. The record is from RefSeq and is a predicted model, not a curated record. Gene Ontology annotation, molecular function: monooxygenase activity; heme binding; oxidoreductase activity, acting on paired donors, with incorporation or reduction of molecular oxygen.